CGAUGGCCUGGGUAGGAACGUUUGGACGAUUGCACACUGGUCGAUGUUGCACCCGGAAUCCUGAGGAUGGGACCCGAAAUGGCGGGGCACAGGGUCGGCGUGUGAACUGGGAGGAUUAAUUAAAACCCGGUUUUUUAGCGGACAGUAUCAAGGAGCGGAGAACACACCGAGAGACGAUGUUCGCUAAGAGUUUUCGUGUCAAGUCCAACAGCGCGAUCAAGGGCUCGGACAGGAGGAAACUCCGGGCAGACAUACAGGCUGCCUUUUCUUUGUCUGCUGAUCAACUGUCACGCCUCAUACCCAACAAGGAGGAUCUGAAUGUGAUGAAAAUGUACCUGCACAAAGGAGAAGCAGUGACUGUUUAUGUUUUGAACAAAAACCCCAUCUUCUUUGAAAUGGACAAGAGAUUCUAUCCAACAGUGUACGCCCUGUGGACCUGUCCGGAUUUGCUGGCUUCGUUCACAACAUGGCCCGCGGUUUUACCAAAACUCGUCGGAGGAGCAGAUCUGAUGUUGCCCGGAGUGAUUUUGCCCCCUACUGGUCUUCCAGAGGUCCUACAGGGAGACCUUUGUGCUAUUACCCUUGUUGACAACAGAGCACCAGUGGCAAUAGGCUUGGCCAGUAUGUCAACAGCAGAGAUGCUCGAAGCUGGUAUGAAAGGAAAAGGCAUUACCACUCUCCACACGUACCUAGACCAACUUUGGGCAUUUGGAGAAAAGACACAUCCACCUGUUAUUGCGGCUGAGCAUAGUUACUCUGAGGAGACCGGAGAUCAAGAGGAGGAAAAGGAGGAGGUGGAGGAAGAAGUAAACGUUGAAGCUGCUGGUGUUGAGAAUGUGGCUGCGAUGCUACCCAGUGCAGAGGGAGAUGCACCAGACCUCAACAGUCUCAGUUUGAAUGUGGAACCGGAACCUGAGCCCGUAGCUUCCCCAACAGAGCAAGACAGCAACUCUGAGCUUGAAGCCUCGGAGAACGUUCAUUUAACAGAAAUAUCGAAAGAUGCUGACAGUCAGCAGGACGCUGCAGAAAUCGCCAGGACCACACAGGAGCAGAUGGAUGAGAUUCUUCUGCAGUGUUUCCUUCACGCUCUGAAACGUAAAGUGAAGAAAGCAGACCUUCCGUUGCUCGCAAGCACCUUCCUUAAGAAUCACAUGUAUCCCUGUUGCCCUGAAGGUAGAACUUUAGACGUGAAGAAAUCAAGCUAUAAGAAGCUCUCGAAGUUCCUGCACUCCAUGCAACAGAAGCAGAUCAUUCAGGUGAAGGAACUCUCCAAGGGCGUUGAAAGUAUCGCAGCUGUGAACUGGGAUCAUGCAGAUCUGAAGUCCUUUGUGAUUGCUGAAACAGCCACUGAUGAUGAAGUGGUGAAGAUUGACAGAGAGACUGAGAUCUUCUACCAACCACCCGAGAUCAGCUCCUUUUACAGUGUUUCCAGUAGGUUACUCCCCCUCUUUGAGCACGCGGGACUCAAAAAAGAUGCCACCCUCUCGAGUGUUGAUGUUAGAAAUAUCAUCACAAGUUAUGUGAAAUCCAAUGAGCUAAUAGACGCCUGCAAUAAAAAUUAUGUCAUUGUUAAUCCCACUCUUUGUGACUGCAUAUUGGAAAAAUGUGAGCACCACACUGUCACUAAACUCAAAUGGGAUGAUCUCUUUGCCAGGUGUCUGGAGAGGCUGCAGGAAUGCCAUCAAGUGAGUUUUCCUGGGCAGAAGCCAAUCAUUCGAAAGGGCUGCAUUAAACACAUCAUCAUUGAUGUCGCACAGCGUGCUUCAAACAAAAAGGUAACUCUGAUCAAAAACCUCGAAGUGUACGGCAUUGAUCCUCAGGCCAUUGGAAACGCCCUUCAGUUGAAAGCCCAGGCCAGUGUCACCUUGAGUCUGAUCCCUGGAACAAAGGAUAAGAUAGUCGUUCAGGUUCAAGGGAACCAGGUUAAUCAUGUUGCCAAGCUCCUAACAGAGGAGUACAGCAUCCCAUCAAAGUAUAUUCAAGGUUUGAAUAAAGCCCCAAAAAGUGGCAAGAAGAGGAGAUGAUGGACAAUUCGGCCGCACUACCAGUCUCUGUUUCUGUUAGCUUCUAGGCAAAUCUUUAAUUAGUGGUUUCCAAAGCAGGUAAUGAAAGAGCAGGCGGGUCUGUAUAAAGUACUCCACUUGAAUAAACCAUUUGAAAGGAAUGGCUCAAGCUGUAAACCAGCCCUGAACUACGAGUGGAUAGAAUAAGUUGUAUUCACUGCUGGGAAGGCGAGGUCACUGGCAGAUCCUAAGGUCUCUCUACUUUGCAGUGUUCUGUGCAAAUGCGUUUUCCAAAAUCCCUCAACAAAGAAGUUCAUUGUGCAAUGCUGUCCAAGUGACUUCAAUAAGAUGAAGUACAGAAGAACUGUAAUAAAACUCCAUACACUAAACCUUCUGGCAGUGUGUGUUUAAUGCGGUGGACAUUUGUAGAUGAUUCAGUCAUUGUUGGUGUUGCGAGUGAAGCCACUGUUAAGAGCCUGGAGAGGAGGGUGAUGGCCCGUUUCCAAGCAUUGUGAAGGACAAACGAGGGCAGAUUAAGCCCCAAAAGUGAGACUUACUGUAUCAGUAUUAGUGCUGAUCUUAAAGCAACACACACAAAAUACUGGAGGAACUCAGCAGGUCAGGCAGCGGCUAUGGAGAGGAAUAGAGUCGACAUUUUGAGCCGACGUUGAAUUUCAUGAUGAGGGACUUCAGCCUGAAACAUCAGCUGUUUAUUCACUGCCAUACAUGCGUCCUGACCAGCUGAGUUCCUCCAGCAUUGUGUGAGUGUCCUCUGGAUUUCCAGCAUUGGCAGAAGCUCUUGUGUUAAUGAACCCUGACCUUCUGUUUAUGUUCAGUUUCCAUUCAUCCAGAGAGCAUAUUUCCAGACCCCCAAUCUAAUUCAUCCCAUGAUCUUUUUUAAUUCAAAGCUACUACCCAGUAACAUGAAACAACAGGAAUUCUGCAGAUGCUGGAAAUUCAAGCAACACACAUCAAAGUUGCUGGUGAACGCAGC
Molecule: messenger RNA, 2997 nt
Organism: Mobula hypostoma (lesser devil ray)
Lineage: Eukaryota; Metazoa; Chordata; Chondrichthyes; Myliobatiformes; Myliobatidae
Gene: eif2d
Product: eukaryotic translation initiation factor 2D
Exons: 15
Coding region: 177-2024 (615 amino acids)
Biological process (GO): formation of translation preinitiation complex; translational initiation
Molecular function (GO): RNA binding; translation initiation factor activity
Source: RefSeq, a predicted model, not a curated record